CUUCACAAUGCCCCCACCAUCACUGUCAAACGCGCUUGGCGCUUCUUUCCUGCGCGCUUCGACUUCCGCAUUCUUUGCAAAGUGACGCUUGAAGAAACAACAUGGUGACCACUAAACCUGCCGCCGCCGCUGCGGCUGCUGCUGGCAAAAGCAAAGCAGCCCCCAAGAAACAGCAGUUGAGGGGCAAAAAUAUCCGAAAGAAAAAAGUCGCCUUAAAGUUCUACAUCGACUGCACCCACCCUGUUGAAGACAAUCUGAUGGAUGUGUCGAACUUCGAAGAAUAUUUGAAGGAAAGCAUCAAGAUCAACGGGAAGGCGAAUAACUUUGCUGGUGGCAAAUCGGGCCAGCAUGCGGUUACGCUGGGGAGUGAGAAGAACACCAAAAUUGUUCUGAGCUCUGAAAUCCCGUUCUCGAAAAGGUACCUGAAGUAUCUCACCAAGAAGUACUUGAAGAAGAACAAUCUCAGGGAUUGGCUGAGGGUUGUUGCUUCUGGACAGGACUCGUACGAGUUGAGGUACUUCCAGAUCAACAACCAGGAGGAGGAUGAGGACGAUGAUGCCGAGUAACUUACGGUAAAUAAUAAAGUUGCUCUAAAAAAUUG
Dendroctonus ponderosae (mountain pine beetle) is the source of this 601-nucleotide messenger RNA. RefSeq names its product 60S ribosomal protein L22. Bases 102 to 566 code for a protein of 154 amino acids. Gene Ontology annotation, biological process: cytoplasmic translation. Gene Ontology annotation, molecular function: RNA binding; structural constituent of ribosome. The transcript has 4 exons. Lineage: Eukaryota; Metazoa; Arthropoda; Insecta; Coleoptera; Curculionidae. The record is from RefSeq and is a predicted model, not a curated record. Gene Ontology annotation, cellular component: ribosome.